Cutaneotrichosporon cavernicola is the source of this 717-nucleotide messenger RNA. RefSeq lists its product as uncharacterized. Gene Ontology annotation, molecular function: FMN binding. Lineage: Eukaryota; Fungi; Basidiomycota; Tremellomycetes; Trichosporonales; Trichosporonaceae. The transcript has 8 exons. Bases 1 to 717 code for a protein of 238 amino acids. The record is from RefSeq and is a predicted model, not a curated record.
AUGUAUCACUCCGCGCGCCGUCCGUUCAAGGAAACCGAGGCGGAGCGUCCGCCGUUCGACCAUGAACGGUCGUUUGAUAUGAUGCAGACGCCUGAUACGCAAUUCAAGGUCGGGCAGGGGCUGAACAAGCUACCCAACGCACACAAGUUUGCACACGACAACGCUGAAUGGCGGGACAUUAUCCCCGAGUCUCUCGGUUUAGGCGAACGAUACAAGCUGCUAGUAACAGCCAUAACGCCUCGUCCUGUCGCCUUUGUUUCGUCCAUGAGCAAGGAGGGGCACCACAACCUCGCCCCGUUCUCGUACUUUAACAUGGUGUCGCAUAACCCGCCGACGAUCAUGGUGUCGAUACAGAAUAACCCGUCCGGGCGGGACGGGAAGAAAGGUAUUCGCCAGUCUGACACGAUUACACCCCCGUUCGUCGCCGAGUCAGCGUUCUCGAUGGAAUGCGAGCUGGUCCAUUCGCACGAAAUCGUCAGUGACGACAAGUCGAUCGUGUACACCAUGGUGCUUGGGCGCGUCAAGCGGAUCCACGCGAAAGAGUUUAUCUUUGACCCAAAGGACAAGUAUCGGGUUUUGCCAGAGGCCCUGAUGCCCGUGGCGCGUCUUGGAGGCUUAACCUUUGCGCGUGUGGUCCAGGGAUACGACCUGGCGCGUCCACGUUGGGAAGAGGUCAAGGAUACUGACGAGGCCAAGGAUGCAAUGGGCAGGCUCUAA